This is a messenger RNA of Hydatigera taeniaeformis, 1560 nucleotides long. The record is from the annotation of a GenBank genome assembly. NCBI's taxonomy places the organism in Eukaryota, Metazoa, Platyhelminthes, Cestoda, Cyclophyllidea, Taeniidae.
GUUCUUUCUGUUCGCCAUUUGCUGCUCCAGAACCCUAGCUGUGUUCGCUGUUCUUUCAAGAAACCUUUUUUCUCUCGAACAUCUGCCGCUCCACAUUCCCAAUUUCGCGAAACCCAGUUGAAGAUGCCAGAAGAGGUAGACUAUACUUUGCCGCCUGCCCUAGACCUUAAACUCGAUAAGAACGCCUUUCGAAAUACGGAAAUCCUUUUUGCAGUCGGGGUACCCCUGGGCAAAGAGUUCAAAAAGGUUUCAGAAAAGCUUCGUGGCUACGCUACCGGUUACUUAGCUCUGCCCAGUACUGAUUCUAAUGGAAUGAGACGUAAACUAAUACCGAUUCAAAGGAUUGACGAUUCCAAAGCAUGGGAUCAACUUCGAAACUUCAAUGUAGAUGUUCCAUCAUCUCCAAACGAGGAUAUCUCAUACUUGGAAACACAUCCAAAUGCUCUUCUUGUGGAGAACUGUCCAUCAAGUGAACGGAGCGAUGGGUACACUUUGCCUUCCAAACCUUGUGCAUUUCGCAUGCCCCUGGUGUACGAAAAUUACCCUCUUGUUCGAGCACUUAGAGUCGUGCUGCCAUCAGACAUGGAGGCCAUAACUGGAUUUACGUUGGUUGGUCAUGUGGCACACUUUAACCUUAAACCGGCUGCUCUUCCCUACCGAAAACUCAUUGGUCAAAUUGCUCUAGACAAACUGCCUCUGGUGCGCACCGUUGUAAACAAAGCAGCGAAGAUCGACGCCCAAUUUCGGACUUUUACCGUGGAUUUGAUGGCUGGGGAAGAGAAUUAUCUGACUGAGGUGAAAGAAAAUGGUGUUACUUACCAACUGGAUUUCUCAAAAGUCUACUGGAAUUCACGCCUUGGAACUGAGCAUUGCAAAAUCAUUGAGGAAAUAAAGAGCGUAGCUAAGUCUAGUGCAACAUCUGUGGUCGUCUUUGAUGUAUUUGCGGGCGUUGGACCGUUUUCCAUACCUCUUGCUCGUAUCGGAAACUGUCAAGUUUUUGCAAAUGACCUUAAUCCUGACUCCUUUCAUUUUCUGAAGGAGAAUGUGAGUCGAAACAGUUCCAGAAAGCGUCCUCUCACAACAAAACAAAUCAAAUGCUUUAAUUUGGAUGGCCGGGACUUCAUUCGAGAGAUUGUCCUUCCAUACUACAAAACGGUCUCGCCAUCUGACUCUACCGAGUUUUUCAUGCUCCUGAAUCUUCCGGAACUGGCAAUCGAAUUUUUAGACGUCUUCAAAGGCCUUAAAUGCGAAUGUCCUACUCACCCAAUCCACAUUAGAUGUUACUGUUUUGUUCGUCAUCAUCUUGGAGGUGACACCUCGAAAACUUCGAAACAGGUAGAAGCAGAUAUAGAUGCUCGUCGAAGAGUCUGUGAAGCUUUAGGUGUUGAACUUGCUGCAGUUUCUACGGAUGAUCAUGAAAAGUUUUCUGGCAUUCAUUUGACUGAUUGGAAAGUCCGAUUUGUACGGAACACGGCACCACUUAAAGAUAUGUAUUGUAUACAAUUUGACCUUCAUCUUUGCACGCCCCAUGCUUUAGCUAAGCGAUCCAGAACUAACUAG